AUGAGCAAGCCAGACUAUCCAUCCAGAUACACGCUACUCUACGACGCUGGGGAAGGGUACUUUUGGAAAUAUAAGAUAUCCAACCGCGACGACGAUCUCAAUACCACUCUAAAGUAUUAUCGUGAAGCUUUUAAAUUACAGUGGAUCUCACCCCUCUCUCUAUUUGAUGUGGGAUACAAGCUCGCCAACGCCUAUGCAAAAGUGGAGAAAUGGAGGGAGUCUUACGAGACUUUCGUGCAGAUGUUAGUAUUGGCACCACACUUGUUUCACCGGUCAGCCGAAUACUCGGAUAAACAAAGAUUGAUCUUUACAGUCAGUGGGGUGGCAUCGAUGGCUGCUGCUGCUAUCCGAGUUGAAGAGCCGAUAUACAGAGUCAUUAGCCUCCUUGAGCUUGGGCGUGGCAUAAUCACACAGCCAAUGCAAGAUAUGCGUCACGACCUUUCUCAAGUGAAGGAAUCGCACCCUGAGCUUGCACAAGAGUACACUGAGCUUACUGGGCGGCUAUCCAAACAAAUCCUAUCUGGCCCGAAAGACAUUAAAGGUCGCUACGAAAUGGCGGAGAGGCUAGAUGCAGUGAUUGGUGAAAUAAAUACUAUUUUAGGAAUCUCCCCGUAUGCAUUUUUCUGUGAGGAAAAGUUCAUGAAAAUGGCGGAACACGGCCCUGUUAUCGUUCUCAACCUUGCAGUUGAUCGCUGUGACGCAAUCAUUCCUGAGAAGUCCCGGUUGCACAAUUUGCAUCUGCCUGACUUUCGUUCCACUGAUGCUUUUCAGAUGGCACAGAAAAAGGUCCGUGAUUAUGAGCUCUUAGAGUGGAUGUGGACAACAACGACCAGGCCCAUCCUCGACGCUUUAGGUAAUUGCGACAUUUCCCACUUUGCUGGCCAUGGCCGAACAGAAACGUGCGAUCUUAUCCGCGGUGCUAUCUUGCUCCAAGACUGGAGAGAAAGACCACUGAUCGUGGGUGACCUUUACAAAGCUGAUAUCUCUGGGUCACAACCGCUCCUGGCAUAUCUCUCAGCGUGCGGAACACGAGAAGUAGCGCAGUAUCAUUUACAAGAUGAAACUAUCCAUCUCAUGAGCUCCUUUCAAUUUGCAGGAUUUCCGCAUGUUAUUGGGACCUUGUGGCAGGUAAAUGAUGAGACGUGCGUUCACAUGAGUGUUGGCGUGUACCGACGGAUUUUGGACCAUGGAAUGCGCAGCUCGUCAGUGAGCGAAGCUUUGCAUCAUGCCAGUCGAUCCUCAGAGAGGAUUGGGUGA
Molecule: messenger RNA, 1257 nt
Organism: Clonostachys byssicola
Lineage: Eukaryota; Fungi; Ascomycota; Sordariomycetes; Hypocreales; Bionectriaceae
Source: the annotation of a GenBank genome assembly